AUAAUGGCUUUCAUACAGGAUGCCAGGAUAUUAUCAGAUGCUAUUUUUUAUGCGCAUAAAGGCUGUUCAUGUUUCAAGACAGCCAGGGAGGGGAGGACAGGAACAAACUGAGCAAACGUUUCUUGCUUGCUAUGAUUUAGCAUUUGCCUUUUGCGUAUUAUCAUUGUGGUGUUAAAACCCAGAAACUGAUGGAAAGGCUGCGCAUCACUCUACCUUGGCUGUCAUAACAAGGAGUAUUUAGCAAAUUGGCCUUUUUAUCAUCAGUGAUCAGAUAAUGGGAUCGAUAAUAGAAGCAGUGCUGUCAUUGUUUUUGUCAUGUCAUAUAUAAUGCCUUUUACAUUCAAAGCCUGGUUUGAAAAAAUAAAGCUAAUUCACGCGGCUCGUUCUAUUUUAUCAAAUGGCGCGUGUCAGUUGUAAAUAUUCGGUUAAGGUUAGCGUUUAUCGCGCGACGGCUUCUAUUAAAGUUACCUCUGUUGCUUCACUGGAUUCUCCAAGCAAGUUUUAAACAAUGAUACGCACCUUAUAAGACGAUUAUUAAGAUUUCCGACGUAAUAAUCACGGUUGUUAUGUCAUGUUAUCAAGAAGUGCGUUAGAGCAUUGAGUAUGCUCAUUAGAAGUAAGGAUUUAUCGAUUUAAAUGGACGGGGACGGUCAUGUGAAGGAUUGGAACCGAGUGCUUCAUGGAAAACAUCGUUGCCCUUUAGUGGUGAACAAGGUUAUGGUUGUGGCUUAUUUCAAAAAGCAAAUUUUCCAGUAUGGAGGAUCCUGUCUAAACAAGACCCCACUUGAAUCUUAACAUUUAGUUGACUGUUACUGGUAGAAACUUUCUGAAACCUGAAACCAUCCUGUCAUGGCAGAGAAAAUAUCCUCAGGAAUGACCAGGCAGGCAUCCAAAUCCACAACAUCUCUUCCCCCUGAUCCAAUGGAGAUUAUCAGGAGCAAGUCUUGUUCCAGGAGAGUGCGAAUAAAUGUUGGUGGAUUAAAUCAUGAAGUUUUGUGGAGGACCCUUGACAGACUUCCAAGAACAAGACUAGGAAAGCUCAGAGAUUGUAAUACACAUGAAGCACUACUGGAGAUUUGUGAUGACUACAGCCUGAGUGAAAAUGAAUAUUUUUUUGAUCGCCACCCAGGAGCCUUUACUUCUAUUUUAAACUUUUACAGAACAGGGAAGUUGCACAUGAUGGAAGAAAUGUGUGCCCUGUCCUUUGGCCAGGAACUUGACUACUGGGGUAUUGAUGAGAUCUACUUGGAGUCAUGUUGCCAAGCGAGGUACCACCAGAAGAAGGAACAGAUGAACGAAGAACUAAGGAGAGAGGCUGAAACCAUGAGGGACAGAGAAGGAGAAGAGUUUGAUAACACUUGCUGUGCAGAAAAGAGGAAGAAACUGUGGGACUUGUUAGAGAAACCCAAUUCAUCAGUUGCUGCAAAGGAAGAAGAUUCAUUGUACACCCAGGUUUGAUGGUGGUGAAUAUGGCAUACUGACAGAACAUAAAUUAUAGUUUGCACACAGAACUGAAGAACUGAACAGCAUUACCAAAAUGCAGAAUGAGUUUCCUGAGAAAAGAAGAGGGUAGACACUUGAAAAGGAAGCUUAAAAAGCAUUUAUUAAUACCAAAGAUUGGUUUGCAUUAGAACUGAACUGCAGCAAUCUGUUCAAAGAUGUUUGAUCAACAAAAUGAUUUAUGGCUCUAUGACUAGCUGUAUUAAUUGGCACAAUUAAUAAAAUGUAUAUGAAGAAAUGUGCAAAGUAGGUCAAGAUAGGAAAAGUAUAGCACUUUCAGUGGA
This is a messenger RNA of Protopterus annectens (West African lungfish), 1784 nucleotides long. Its product is annotated as potassium voltage-gated channel subfamily B member 2-like. Gene Ontology annotation, molecular function: protein binding; delayed rectifier potassium channel activity. The transcript has 3 exons. Bases 850 to 1458 code for a protein of 202 amino acids. Gene Ontology annotation, cellular component: voltage-gated potassium channel complex. Gene Ontology annotation, biological process: protein homooligomerization; potassium ion transmembrane transport. Lineage: Eukaryota; Metazoa; Chordata; Ceratodontiformes; Protopteridae. The record is from RefSeq and is a predicted model, not a curated record.